Molecule: messenger RNA, 2324 nt
Organism: Drosophila arizonae
Lineage: Eukaryota; Metazoa; Arthropoda; Insecta; Diptera; Drosophilidae
Product: NHL repeat-containing protein 2
Molecular function (GO): protein binding
Source: RefSeq, a predicted model, not a curated record
UUGUUGGUAUCUAGCAUAUCAAGACAUACAAAAGUUAUAAGAGUGAUUUAAUUAUGGACAACUCGGAGGAAUUUUCUGCAAUCGACAUCGUUACAUUCGUAACUGAACAACUGCAGCAAAAUUACCUUAGUAACCGAGCCAAUAAAGCAAAAAUCUUUGACGAAUUUCUGGGACGAUGGGAUACAAACGACAGUUCUCUUGCGAAGGUGAAGUCUUUAAAUUUUGAAUUCGAGACUGAUUUGGAUUGGUUCAACGUCAGUAGACCAUUGACACUUGCUGGCUUACGCGGAAAAUUAGUCGUGUUGGAUUUCUUCACCUACUGUUGCAUUAAUUGUAUGCAUGUGUUGCCAGAGCUUCGAGCUUUGGAAGAGAGAUUUCCAGUGGAAAGUGGACUUGUUGUUGUGGGCGUUCAUAGUCCGAAAUUUGAAAAUGAACGAACAGCAGCCAACAUACUGUCGGCAGCGCAGCGCUAUGGCAUUAAACAUCCCAUUGUUAAUGACUCGCAAUCUGCUCUAUGGCGAGCUCUAAGCAUUCGCUGUUGGCCUUCGCUUUUGGUGUUAAGUCCAAGCGGGAUGCCCAUGUUGUUAUUAAUGGGUGAAGGCCAUGGUGAGUUUCUUCGCGACUUUGCUGGAGAGGCGUUAUCAUUUUUUGAUCGCCAACAAAAACUUAACUUCUCCAGCUUACCACUACAGCUGUCAACAGACCUUUUGCCGGCAUCCAAUUUACGUUUCCCUGCAAAAAUUGCUAUGCUAGAAGAUCAGUAUGCUAUAGCUGAUGCUGGAAACAAUCGGAUUAUUGUGGUGACCAAUUGUGGGGUCGUAAAGUAUAAAAUCGGCGGACUGGAGGCAGGGUUUGUGGACGGCUCUUUAAAUAUGGCGCGAUUCAAUAAUCCCCAGGGUGUUGCCUUUCUUGAUAAAAAUACGCUCAUAGUGGCCGAUACCGAUAAUCAUGCACUUCGGCAAAUUUCCCUGAACAACGGAGUUGUUGAAACGCUAGCCGGAACGGGUAGUCAAGGCAAUGAACGAAUCGGUGGGAAACUGGGGCCAUUGCAGCCACUAUCAUCGCCGUGGGAUGUGUCGGUGUUUCGCACCCGGGACAUGGAUAUGUCUUUCCACCUAGAUGAGCUUAAUGUGCCUGAGAAAACAAUAGUGCUGAUAGCCAUGGCUGGCACUCAUCAGAUUUGGGGCUAUUUCCCCGAAGGCAUUAUUUGGUGGAAAUUUCGAAAGUUUGAGCCACGUUGUUGCGUUGCGCUUAUUGGCAAUGGGCUUGAGGAAAACCGAAACAACUCCUAUCCACAGAACGCAGCGUUUGCACAGCCAUCAGGCUUGGCCAUGUCCAGUGAUUAUCUUUACAUAGCCGACAGUGAGAGCUCUAGUAUACGCAAAGCUUCAAUGGUCGAUGGUAAAGUAAUGCCAGUUGUUGGUGGAGAUCGCAAUCCUUUGAACCUAUUUGCUUUUGGAGACGAAGACGGCAAACUGUACAAUGCAAAACUUCAGCAUCCAUUGGGCGUAUCAUAUAACAACGUCGAUAAGAAGCUAUAUGUGGCUGAUACGUAUAAUCAUAAAAUCAAACAAGUUGAUACUGAAACUAAUAUAAUUUCAACCUUAACUAUAAAAAACAAAGAUGGUAGCACGCUUGCUCUUAGAGAGCCGUCUGGCCUUUGUGUUGACGCUGAUAGAAACAGAUUACUAGUUGCUGAUACAAAUAACCACGGCAUUCAUAUAAUUGAUUUAGCGUCACUUACAGCUGAACCUUUUUUACUGGACUUUAAUCAAAUUACGAAUACUACUGAAACAGACGCUCCGCGCUCUCUAUCAAAAAUCAGUGGGUUAGAGUUGGUAAAAAAGAUUCCUGUGCUUCAUUAUAGAAACUGCAACAUCAAUUUCAGCAUGAGACUCUCAUCCGAUCUUAAAUUUACUCCGGAUGCACCACAGAAGUGGAUGGUAAAAUUCCUGAAUCCAGAAUUGGAAAUAAAUCAAUUAAACGGUAUAUUAGCUGAGGGUAAAUGUAGCCUUCAACUUAAUAAUAAAUCGUCCAGAAGUGUCAGGACUGAAGCAACUAAUCAAAACGAUUUAACAAUAGAGUUUGCAUUAAGCCUUUGUGAUUCAAAAAGCUGCCUUAUAAAGAAAUUUACAGUUUCCAUUGUCAGUGAACGUUCUGCUGAGGGCUCACCCUUGCAUCCCACAAUCAUUAAAGACAACACUCUUGACGUAGAUAUUGGAAUACAUAUAAAUCAAUCUAAUAUUAAUUUCUGUUGAUACAGAGAUGGCUCGUCGAAUCAAUGACAGAUAACAGAUAUAUGUUUUCAUGUAUCAGCGCAAUCC